UGUGUACAGCGCGCAGGCCAGAGCCGAAAGUGUCGUGGAAGGUGCGCUUCCAACCAGAAUUUGGAAGUUUUUUUCCAUAUUGAUUAGUUAUGUCGCUUUUGUUGUUUACUCGCCACAUUUUUUUAGCCAGUUAAUUGUGCUUUCCCAAAACGCGGCCAACGAAUCGGCAUAACAAAUUCGCAAAACAAAAUCCCAAAAAAUAAACCAAGAAACGAAAUAAAUCUCAGCAGCUGGCAGCUGGGAGCUGGGCGCUGAUAGCUGGGAGCGUGACCGGGGAACAGAGAGAAGCAGAGAGAGCAGAGCGCCAUCGUUGUCAUCGACAUCCAAUCUAGGGAAUCCUCAUCACAUCGAACCGAACCGAACGAAUCCCCAACGACGCAACGGAAGAGUCGCGGCCCAGCGCACAAUCCCUCGAUGUCCGCGGGUGUGGGAGGCGGAGGGAGCAUAACCACAGACCACCAUAGCCGUUUGUACUUCCUCAGCUCGCCGACGGCCCCGCUCACCGCUCGUGAUCCCUUCUUCAUCAAGCCGGAGUACCUCAGCUAUGAGAGUCCCAUGCACCAUCUCUACCCCUCGAACCGGGGCCUCAUAGAGUACAACAAUUACAGCACAACCGCAGCGGCCGCCGCAGCCGCAGCCUCUGCCACCACCUCCGUUUCCGUGUCCGUCGCUGCCACAGCCGGCGGGAGCAGUGGGAGCGGUGCAGGCACUACCCCGGGAGCAGGAGCGGGAUCCGGUUCAGGUUCGGCGGCCAACAGCGUUGCCAACGUUGCGGCUGUCCUGAAUUUGGAGAACACCUUCCAGCAGCAGCAGCAGCAGGCGGGCAAUCCCCACCAGCAACAGCAGCAGCAACAGCAGCAGCAACAGCAGCAGCAGCAGCAUUCGCAGUCCGAACAGAACGUUGGCGGGCAGCAUCAGCAAGCGGCGCAUCCCCUGCACCAUCAUCUAUCCACGGGAGUUGUCGUUGUCGGCGGCCCAGGUGGUGGCGGUGGUGGUGCUGGUGGGAUCCUUGGAAUCGGUCUCGGCGUUGGCGGUGGCCACCAGUCGCAAUCGUCGCGCGCCCAAAAGGCGGCCCGUCGGCGCAGCAACGAAUCGAUUGAGGCCCGUGAGCGGCGACUGGAGCGGAACGCGGCUCGGAUGCGGGACAAGCGAUCCAAGGAGUCGGAGGCGGAGUACCGCCUCCGGUUGGCCAAGAAUGCCGAGGCGAAUCGCGUCCGUCGCCAGAACGAAAACGAAGUACAAAGAACCCUAAGACUGAUGAAGAACGCCGCCAGGCAGCGUCUGCGACGGGCCAGCGAGACGUCGGACGAGCGGAAAAAGCGGCUGGCCAAGGCGGCGGAGCGGAUGCGGGUGGCGAGGGCCAGUGCGCCCAAGGUCAUAAAGCCGCCGCUAGCGGAUCGGCUAAAGGGCUACUAACACCACACAACACACACACACAUAAACAGAAACAGAAACACACACACACAUACAUACGUAGGCAGACAGCAGACAGACAGGUCUGGAGAGGAUCAGCUGGGGAAGGCAGUGCAGCAAGAGCAGUGUAAAAAGCAAGCUGUGUAAAAGCGGUGAAAGCAGUGCAAGCAGUGCACGGCAAAACCUUUGGAGCUGGCUCCAGACAAAAACAAAAACACAGAGAGAAAGAUAAGCAGUGGAAAGAAGACGAGAUGAAGAGAUGCAGAAGAGAGCGAUUGAGUGGAGACAGUGCUGUAGAGAGAGAGGAUCAACGGCGUCGUUUUAGACAUCUAUAAAUUAUAUAUAUAUAUAUAUAUAUAUAUUGUAUACAUAUGUAUGUAGAGCGAGAGCAAAAACAAGGAUUAGCAGAGGCAGAGACCAGAAAGCAGUUGAGAAAAGUGAGAAAACACGAGUCAAGUCGAAGGAGAAGAGAAGGAGAAGGAGCAACGGAAUACGAUGGUGGCACAUUUACACACAUAGAUAUUAGGGGCCGGCAAUUUUUUUUUUAAGUUAACAUUUAACAUGAUGAUGAAGUAAAGUAAACAAA
Messenger RNA from Drosophila subobscura, 1999 nucleotides. Its product is annotated as neurogenic protein mastermind. Gene Ontology annotation, molecular function: transcription cis-regulatory region binding. Gene Ontology annotation, biological process: regulation of transcription by RNA polymerase II. Gene Ontology annotation, cellular component: nucleus. The transcript has a single exon. NCBI's taxonomy places the organism in Eukaryota, Metazoa, Arthropoda, Insecta, Diptera, Drosophilidae. Bases 415 to 1416 code for a protein of 333 amino acids. The record is from RefSeq and is a predicted model, not a curated record.